Molecule: messenger RNA, 2058 nt
Organism: Exophiala oligosperma
Lineage: Eukaryota; Fungi; Ascomycota; Eurotiomycetes; Chaetothyriales; Herpotrichiellaceae
Exons: 4
Coding region: 1-2058 (685 amino acids)
Source: RefSeq, a predicted model, not a curated record
AUGGCUUGCUCAAAGGAGGCAGGUUCCAACAGAACCCAGCCCUGGACUUCAAACCCUGGGUUGGAAAUGCCAUUGGCGAGACGUACUUCGUGGUACCGCUUUACCUCGGAUACUGUUCAUGGAAACGACUGUCUCAAGAAGCCCAUCAAGCCGGCAAAGUUUGCAACUCUUGAGGACUAUCUCAACAAGCCACUGCCACUCGAGGACCACCUUGACAAACCACUUCCACCUACCCCAAAUCAAUCCGUUGAUUUGUGGUGUGCAACCAACAAGAAUGGCGAAACCGUCUUUGAGGCUGCUGAUGCUGGUGCCCAAGAUACUGUCAAGUCCGUCUAUGAACAAGCCCGUUGUGACACGCCAAUUGGCAUGUCUGUUCAGUCCCCCAAUGGUGACGCCGACCUACAACAUCGUCCUGUCGAAGGUAAAUAUCCCGUUUUCCGCAGAACACUGGCAGUGGCUGAGCAUGAAACAGACAAAGUUCCCACCUACCAGUCUCUCAGAAACUUGAGAGAUUCGGAGGAGCUCCCAGACUACGCCCUUCACGGUCCUUGCGAACUAUUGACUAAGCAAGCCACUCCAAAAAAGAGAACCGUCCUCUCGCCAAAGUCACCCAAGGCUAAGCUUCGCUCGUCCGAACUUGUAUUCCGCGACAAACCAGUUGUGCCUUAUGGUUCACAAUGCCCAGCCAAGUAUGUCACUUCGGAUGUCGAUAUAUUCGAGCUCUAUGUCAUCAGGGCCAAGAUCAAGUCGAAGAAGCGCAAGGUCUGCGAACCGAUCGACACAAAGUCCUUCAUUGGCUUUUCUGACUCUAAUGUCUUCGCGUGCAGCCCCGUUCCCUUCAAGAAGCUCCGUACAGACCGACAGGACGACAUUGACGUCGAGGUCGAUGGAACAAUAGCGUCCAUGGAUCUUCUUCCACCUUUGGCUCCAGUCCCAGCUCAGACUCCUGUUGUCCAUGCCAACUCACCAUCUCUUCUUCUUCCAAUCUUUGGUCCACGAUCACCAUCUGCUAAGUCUACCGACGAGUACUUCCCAAUUUUCGCAGACUUCGCUCUAGAAUUUUCAGAGGUCCCAACUAUUGUUGCAGGACAAGCAGCUUCGGCUCCAGCACAAGACUUCUCCAACGUCCCAAAGGCAGCUCCGUUCAUUCCGGCUCUUGCUCUUCCUCCAGGACUUCUACCUCCUAGUCCAGUUCAUGGAUCUUUCGACCUUGUCGACACCGAACCAAUCAGUCCGACCAUUGCCUUCUCACGGCUUCCAGUUGGAACAUCAGGACCAUUGACUCCAGCCUCCGUUGAGGAGCACUCCAUUGUCUUCAAGACUGAACCACUCAGCCCAGUCAUUCUCCCAGAUAUUCCAUCUGCUAUUCCAGAACUGUCAUCUCCAUCUUCAACUGAAACCUCUGGCACCGUUCAGACAGGACCUCCCAGCCCAAGCACUGUUUUCCCAGACUCUCAACUCGAAAGCGAAGUUGCCCGUCUUCGAGGUUGGCCUGGCCAAUUUGAGAGCUACGAAGUCGGACAUAUCAAUCGUCGUGCUGCUCGCGCCAAUCCACCGGAGAUUCAGACCUUUGGCAACCCUGAUCACCCCAAUGGUGAAUUCACCCACGUCAACUUCUUCGUCGACCCGAUUGCCCACCGAGACUACACUUCGGAGCACCUCAAGUCUGUCCGUGUCCGCAAGGUCGCCUUCAGCCACGCCGACUUCGAGACCGACAACGCAUUGGAGGUGGAAGUUCGCACCGCCGCCGAAGAGGAACUCCGCCGCCGAGCCUACCGCGAGUGUGCCAUGGCCCGUCUCCAAGGAGUCUCGGUCGGCCACCACCGUUACAUCGAAGGCGACAUGACCAUUGCACAGUACGUCGAUCGCAAGAUGUGUAUCUGCUGGGAGGACUGUUGGUGCCAGAAGUUGUGCACCAUCUACGCCGACGUCAAGUGCCCCUGCCGCCGUUUCAUUCGCUUGGGCACUGGCCCGGCCGGUGGUGCCUCGGUCGAGGUUGAGGACCUUGACGACGAGAUGGCUCUCGCCAUCUGGGAGUCAAACAACGUCAAGUUUUGA